AUGACUGCUAGAAAAGAAAUAUAUAAUAACGCACAAGGAGGAAAUUCAAGAAUGCCUCCUGGUCACCUUGGAUAUUUGGAAAUGCAAAGAAAGCUUUAUAAUGAUUUUAAUGGAAAACAAGAACUAUAUUUUCGAAAACUUGAUGAUGAAUCAGAUGGUGAAAAUAAUUCUGGGACAAAAAAUCCUUUGAAAGAUGAUGAAUCGUUUUUUCAAUUUACUAACGAAUAA
Messenger RNA from Plasmodium adleri (nom. inval.), 228 nucleotides. Its product is annotated as Hypotetical protein. The transcript has a single exon. The record is from RefSeq and is a predicted model, not a curated record. Lineage: Eukaryota; Apicomplexa; Aconoidasida; Haemosporida; Plasmodiidae. Bases 1 to 228 code for a protein of 75 amino acids.